Messenger RNA from Microtus ochrogaster (prairie vole), 939 nucleotides. RefSeq names its product homeobox A11 (gene Hoxa11). Gene Ontology annotation, cellular component: nucleus. The record is from RefSeq and is a predicted model, not a curated record. Gene Ontology annotation, molecular function: RNA polymerase II cis-regulatory region sequence-specific DNA binding; DNA-binding transcription factor activity, RNA polymerase II-specific. NCBI's taxonomy places the organism in Eukaryota, Metazoa, Chordata, Mammalia, Rodentia, Cricetidae. Gene Ontology annotation, biological process: regulation of transcription by RNA polymerase II; anatomical structure development.
AUGAUGGAUUUUGAUGAGCGUGGUCCCUGCUCCUCUAACAUGUAUUUGCCAAGUUGUACUUACUACGUCUCGGGUCCAGAUUUCUCCAGCCUCCCUUCUUUUUUGCCCCAGACCCCGUCUUCGCGCCCAAUGACAUACUCCUACUCCUCCAACCUGCCCCAGGUCCAACCUGUGCGCGAAGUGACCUUCAGAGAGUACGCCAUUGAGCCUGCCACUAAAUGGCACCCCCGCGGCAAUCUGGCCCACUGCUACUCCGCGGAGGAGCUCGUGCACAGAGACUGUCUGCAGGCGCCCAGCGCGGCCGGCGUGCCUGGCGACGUGCUGGCCAAGAGCUCGGCCAACGUCUACCACCACCCCACCCCCGCCGUCUCAUCCAAUUUCUAUAGCACGGUGGGCAGGAACGGCGUUCUGCCACAGGCUUUUGACCAGUUUUUCGAGACGGCCUACGGUACCCCGGAAAACCUCGCCUCCUCCGACUACCCCGGGGACAAGAGCGCCGAGAAAGGGCCCCCAGCAGCAGCUGCGACCUCCGCUGCGGCGGUGGCUGCGGCGGCCACGGGCGCGCCGGCAACUUCAAGUUCGGACGGCGGCGGCGGCGGCUGUCGGGAGGCGGCGGCGGAGGAGAAGGAGCGGCGGCGGCGACCCGAGAGCAGCAGCAGCCCCGAGUCGUCUUCCGGCCACACUGAGGACAAGGCCGGCAGCUCCGGUGGCCAACGCACCCGCAAAAAGCGCUGCCCUUACACCAAGUAUCAGAUCCGAGAGCUGGAGCGAGAGUUCUUCUUCAGCGUCUACAUCAACAAAGAGAAGCGCCUGCAAUUGUCCCGCAUGCUCAACCUCACCGAUCGUCAAGUCAAAAUCUGGUUUCAGAACAGAAGAAUGAAGGAAAAAAAGAUUAACAGAGACCGGUUACAAUACUACUCGGCCAAUCCACUUCUCUAA